Molecule: messenger RNA, 1616 nt
Organism: Zea mays
Lineage: Eukaryota; Viridiplantae; Streptophyta; Magnoliopsida; Poales; Poaceae
Gene: sbp23
Product: SBP-transcription factor 23
Exons: 3
Coding region: 154-1305 (383 amino acids)
Cellular component (GO): nucleus
Molecular function (GO): DNA binding
Source: RefSeq, marked provisional
CUGCCUCCUCCUACCCUUCCCUCGCUGAAGCCCUCUCGCGCCUCCUCCCACUCCCACUGGACAGAGAGGAGGUUAGUGGAAGGCGGGCUAGGAGGCUACGCCGCCACAGACGCGAAGCGAUAGCGUCGGGGGGAAGCAAGGAAGCGGGUGGCAAUGGCGACCGGCGGCGGCGGUGGGAGCGACGACUUCCACGGGCUCACGUUCGGCCAGAAGAUCUACUUCGAGCAGGACGCGGGCGCCGCCGGGGGGAGCGCGACGGGCGGCAGGAAGGGGAAGGGCGCCGCGGCGUCCGCGAGCGCCGCCCAGCCGCCGCGGUGCCGGGUGGACGGGUGCGGCGUGGAUCUGAGCGCCGUCAAGCAGUACUACUGCCGGCACAAGGUGUGCUACAUGCACUCCAAGGAGCCGCGCGUCUUCGUCGCCGGCAUCGAGCAGCGCUUCUGCCAGCAGUGCAGCAGGUUCCACCAGUUACCUGAAUUUGACCAAGGGAAACGAAGCUGCCGCCGCCGCCUCAUUGGUCACAACGAGCGCCGGAGGAAGCCACCACCUGGACCACUCACCUCACGAUACGGCCCGCUUGCUGCAUCACUAGUUCAAGAGCCUGGUAGGUUCAGGAGCUUCCUGCUCGACUUCUCGUACCCGAGGGUUCCAAGCAGCGUGAGAGAUGAUGCGUGGCAAUGGCAAGGGAUGCAGCAUGGCGGCGACAGGAUGCUGCUGGGUACCGCCAGCGCCAUCCAGUGGCAUGGGAACCAAGAACCUCACCCACCACAUCGCAGCGCAGCUGCGGGCUAUGGCAACCAUGCGUACAACAACUGCCAUGGUGGCGGCGGCUUGGUAGCAGCAGCAGCGGGGGCGUCAAUGCUCUCCUCUGCCUUCGAGCCCCCGCCUGGCGGUGGCGGAUGUGUCGCAGGAGCUACCGCGGCCGACUCCAGCUGUGCUCUCUCUCUUCUGUCAACUCAGCCAUGGGAUACGCCCACCCAAAGUGGCAGCAGCCACCACAACCGGUCCCCAGCGAUGUCCGCGGCUGCAGGCGCCUUCGAAGUGGCGCCGUCGUCCGUCGUGGCGAGCAGCUACACGGCGUCGAGCUCCUGGUCUGGCUCACGGGACCCUGCCGACGGCGCCAGGAAAAACGCGCAGCGUCACGAUGAUGGCCUGCACCUGGUCCAUCCACCAGGCCCCGUCCACCACGGCCACUUCUCCGGCGAGCUCGAGCUCGCCCUGCAGGGAAGCGGCCCGCCGCAUGUCGACCAUGGCGGCGGCACCUGCUUCAGCCAUUCUGACACCAACGCGAUGAAUUGGUCCCUGUAGGGACAACAACUUUUGCCGCCACUGCCUUGAUCCGGUCGGCACGCCACGAGACAUGGAGCACUUGGGAUUGGGACACCCUGGUUUUGUGCCCCUGACCUUGCCGUUCUGGUUUUUCAGGGUGGAACUAACUGGGAUUCCCUAGGCGUAGAUCAUGAAUCCCCUUUCCCCGUGUAACCCAUUGCGUCCAUGAAGUCGGCCCAACACCGGAUCAUAUAUAAUUCUACAACUCCCAUAACCUAAAUCAUUCUUCAGUUGUGAAGAUAUAUGCUUGUCAAGUGACCUGGUUUUAUUUUAUCUGCCAUCAAUUCAUC